AUGAAUUAUUAAACAGUUUUAGAUUAGAUAAAAUGUUAUGAACCACAUUUUGAAGAUUACAAUUUUCUUGCUCUCUAAAAGGUUGAUGCUCAAUUAACAAUCACUAAUAGUUAUAUUUAUUAUGGUCAAUUAGUAAAUAAUAUGAGACAUGGAAAAGGUUAGAUGAGGAUCUCUAUGAGAUAGGUAUACUUUUAUAAUAAAAUGGACGUAAAUAUGAAGGUUAAUGGUAAAAUGACCAUAAAUAAGGUUAUGGUUGGGAAUAGUUAACCAAUGGUUCUUAAUAUGAGGGAAAUUAUUCAAUAGGGAAACCAAAUGGAUAAGGUAAAUUUACAUGGGCAAAUGGAGAAGUUUAUGAAGGACAAUGGAAUUCAGGUGUUAGAGAGGGUAGAGGUAUUAAAUUAAUUUAAAUAUAAAGGAACAUGGUAUGGUUUAAAGGGAUAAAAAUAUUAAGGGGAAUGGAUUAACAAUCUAGCAUGUGGUUAUGGAGAAUAUAUACAUAGUAAUGGAAAUCGAUAUGUCGGAAAUUUUAAGGAUGGGCUUAAGAAUGGAGAAGGUUUAGAAUAUUUUAGCAAUGGUGAUAGAUAUGAAGGGAACUAUUUAAAUGGUUAACCACAUGGUUAUGGAUAAUAUUAUUGGAGUAAUGGAACAUUAUUUUAAGGCUAUUUUAAAGAAGGAUUGAGAUGUGGUUAAGGGUUUUGGAAAAGAAGUGAAGAAUAAUCAACGGAUGAAUAUCAAGGAGAAUAUUAUGAAGAUAAAAAAAAUGGAUAUGGAAUUUAUAGAUGGUCAAAUGGAAAUGAAUAUCGUGGAAACUUUCUUAAUGAUUUUAAACAUGGAUAUGGUGAAAUACAUUAUAUUGAUGGUAAAAUACUCAAAGGAAAUUGGGAAUAAGGAAAAUUUGUGGCCGAGGAGAAUUACAAUUUAUCCAAAAAAACAUCACACUCAUUUGAUAAUCAAAUUAUUAAGAUAGUUAAUAAUUCUCAUUGUUUUAAUUAGAGUUUUUAAAAUUAAAAUAAAUUUAUAGAUAAUCAAUUCAUUAAUUGUAAUUAAAUUUAAAAUAACGUUUAUAAUGAUUGUGAAAAUGAAAAGUUAUGUAAUUCAUUUUCUGAUGUAACUAAUAAUAAUAAUUAAUGUAAAAAUAAUAGUAAUAAUGAUCCAGCUACAUCUUAAACUUUUAGGACAACUAAAACCAUUCGUAUAAGACAAUAUCAAAAAGAAAAAUCCAAAAAUAUGAGUUAAUAAACAUCUUAAAAUGGACCUUCUACUCCAAUAAAAGAGAUUUCAGAAAAGAAUGAAAAACAAAAAACAUAGACAAAAUUUUGUAUCAAAGUAUAAAAUAACUUCUAUCUUCAUCUACGUAGACCCAAAUGA
This is a messenger RNA of Paramecium sonneborni, 1368 nucleotides long. NCBI's taxonomy places the organism in Eukaryota, Ciliophora, Oligohymenophorea, Peniculida, Parameciidae. The record is from the annotation of a GenBank genome assembly.